AUGCCUGUGCCACCCUUUGUGAGGAACCUCAGCGCUCCGAUCGUCAAGGAAUUCGAGCGCCUCGCGAAACAGAAGAGGUGGGAUAGGCUGAAGGAUAGCAAGGAUGAGAAGCGGAGGGACAAGUAUUGGGCCGAGAGGAGCAGGUUUAUUAGGAAGGCGGUAGUGGAUGACUUUACGCGGCUGUAUGGAAAGGACAAGACGGACAUGGAAGCAUGGAGGAGGCUCCUUCGUGAUCUUGGAGAGAAGAAAUCGCCGCGCGAUCCUAAGGAUGGGCAGAAGAUAGCGCAAUGUAUCUACAUCAAUAUUGUGCAGUUUAUGGACGUCAGGGCAGCACAGACACGUCCUGCCGAUGAGCGUCCUACACUCGAGGUCUUCAAAACAAGAAAGGCCUUGGCGGAAUGGACCGUGGAGAACGAUAUGUUAUUCCCUUUGAAAAAAGCCAAAGCCAAUAAGUUUCUCAAGUCGCUUCUUAUUCACCUCUCUCUUCCCCGGCCGCGGCACAACACUCCAACCCCCCCGAAAAUCCCGAAAAUCGAGCCGUUGAGAGGUCGUGAUUGGGUAUUUGUACAUAAGUAA
Messenger RNA from Stereum hirsutum FP-91666 SS1, 576 nucleotides. RefSeq lists its product as uncharacterized. The transcript is spliced from 2 exons. Bases 1 to 576 code for a protein of 191 amino acids. The record is from RefSeq and is a predicted model, not a curated record. Lineage: Eukaryota; Fungi; Basidiomycota; Agaricomycetes; Russulales; Stereaceae.